Messenger RNA from Patiria miniata (bat star), 695 nucleotides. RefSeq lists its product as uncharacterized. The transcript has 2 exons. The record is from RefSeq and is a predicted model, not a curated record. NCBI's taxonomy places the organism in Eukaryota, Metazoa, Echinodermata, Asteroidea, Valvatida, Asterinidae. Bases 87 to 695 code for a protein of 202 amino acids.
GAAACUCUCGGUAGAGCAACUUUAGGAGUUGCAGUCUAGAGGGCGGCACCAGUGUGCGCACCCUUUGCGCGCGUCUGUUCGAACUCAUGUUCUUAAUUUCAGAGCGCGAUAAAAAAAAAAACCUUGAUCGUUCGGGAAAAAACCGUGAUGGAUGCCAAAUAACUAAGUCAAUGAUGAUGAACCAUCGCAGAAAUAAGACCCAAAAGCUGCCCAAGCAUUUGUACCCCGUUGGCGGCUACACGAAGCGGAUCGACCAGUACGGGGCGGUACCAGCGGCCGUCUUGGCUGAGGAACGCCGUCUACAGCAGCUAGAGCACCGUAUCGAGAGGGGCAGGCGAUGGCAUCUAGCGCAGUGCGAAAGGGAGGAAAGGAAAGCGGCCCGGCAUCUCCAUGAGUUGAAUGAGGCAAAAGGACGGAAAGUGUGGGCCUGUCUACCGGCUGUGACACACAGCGAGUACCUGUACGGUGGAUGUUUGGCUGUGAGGGUGCAGGAUGGGCAGGAUGGACUGGAACGUGGGAAAGAUGCUGUAGACGGUCACCUUCGGCCACAGGCUGCAACUUGCCACCGAACCCAAGCAAAGACAGACCUUCCAAAGCUCUUGAUCGACAGCCACAGACCAAAGAAGAAGACACCCGUCAGGAAACCGCGCAGAUCACGGUUUCGGGUUCAUGGUUGCCACCUCCAAAGAUGGUAA